AUGGCUGUCACCACCCGUUCAGCAUCCUCGUCCCCGAAGAAGCAGAAGAGGAAGCCCAGGCGGUCUUUCAAACGCAAGCAGCUGGGCCCGGCCACUCCGUCUUCAAACUCAUCGUUGCCAACCACAGGCGCCCCCACUCCCUUGCCUGCCGUUCCAACUCAUUCUUUCCUUGGUCCGAGCAGCAUCGAUCCCAGGGCCUUUGCGACAUCUCAAAAUCCUCGAAAUGUGGACCCUCAAACUCCCGGCGCGUCCUCAUCCGUCCCAAAUGUCGGACCACCCCCAAUUCCCUCGUAUAUCCCCAUAGAUCCCACCCUCUUGGAGGAGGAUCUUCAUCGUUCAUCCACCCCCCCUAGUCCACCACAAUCGGGCCAGGCGUCGCCAGGCCCAACCGAGGUGUCGGUAGUAGACGAUAACUCGGAGCGUUUCGGAACGCCUAGCAGUGUUUCAGAAUCCCCAGCGGGGAAUGCCGGUCCACCGACCGCGUCAUCGGGAACACGAAAGCAGCCUUCUGGUGUCAACCCAUUGUAUGGAUUCGUCGACGGUGCAGGGCGAGGAAGCGAGGAAUACAAGAUAUAUCGCACUCGAGCGCUCGAACCUGCCUACGAAGAUCAAGCUGAUGCUACAGCCAAUCUAGCUCGCUGGACCACAGACCUACUUACGCGGGUGGAGUCAAUAUCGUACAGGACUGGGUGCUGGCUUUACCUCGCAGUACACCAUCCCAUGUCACGGACACCUUUUAUUCACUUUGUCUCCAAGAAACUUCGUAGGGAUGCCCCGACCGAAGUUGAGAGAUUGCAUAAAGAGGUACGGCAACUCAUGACCACCCUGACAAGGGCCCAGAAGAGGAGCGUAGUCGAGGCCGAGAUUGCCCUCCAGGAGGCUGAGGCGCGCGCAGAGGAGGCAAGCCAGCGCGCGGCCCGAGCAGAAUCUAACCUCGCAAAGCUGAAGCGUAAGCUCAGCUUGCUUGAAGCAGGUAUCGCGCACGUGGGCGACUUGGACGACUCGUUGGAUGAUUGA
Coprinopsis cinerea okayama7#130 is the source of this 1017-nucleotide messenger RNA. RefSeq lists its product as hypothetical. The transcript is spliced from 6 exons. The record is from RefSeq and is a predicted model, not a curated record. Lineage: Eukaryota; Fungi; Basidiomycota; Agaricomycetes; Agaricales; Psathyrellaceae. The coding region runs from base 1 to 1017 and encodes 338 amino acids.